This is a messenger RNA of Penicillium canariense, 1923 nucleotides long. RefSeq names its product DUF2013 domain-containing protein. The transcript has 4 exons. NCBI's taxonomy places the organism in Eukaryota, Fungi, Ascomycota, Eurotiomycetes, Eurotiales, Aspergillaceae. Bases 1 to 1923 code for a protein of 640 amino acids. The record is from RefSeq and is a predicted model, not a curated record. Gene Ontology annotation, cellular component: actin cortical patch. Gene Ontology annotation, biological process: endocytosis; actin cortical patch assembly; actin cortical patch localization. Gene Ontology annotation, molecular function: Arp2/3 complex binding.
AUGAACGAGGAGGGCGUGUUUGCGCGCCUCCUCGAGCUGAUACAGGCACUGCGCAGGGAUGAUACGGACGGUGGUGGGGGUCUCCACCGGUUGCUGAUGGACUUGCUAUAUGAAAUGUCGCGGAUUCAGAGGGUCAAGGUUGGAGACCUGGUACUUGUGGAUGACGAUUUCAUUCGGUGUCUUUUCGACAUCAUUGAAGAUUUAUCCUACGAUGUCACGGAUCCGUACCAUUAUCCUGUUAUCCGGGUUCUGCUGGUUCUGAAUGAACAGUUUAUGAUCUCGGCUCACGAUCUAGUUGAUGAACGAUCUUCUUCUAGCCAGUUGACCAACAAGGUGAUCAAGGUCCUGUCCGUGUGCGGAAGCUUGUACAAGACCUUUGGCGAGAAUAUCAUUCUGCUUAUCAACCGUGAAGCCGAGACUUCUCUACAGCUACUUACCCUGAAGCUGCUUUAUCUGAUCUUCACUACUCCUAGCACUUAUGAAUAUUUCUUCACGAAUGAUUUACAUGUGCUGGUGGACAUUUUGAUUCGCAACUUGCUGGACUUACCCGAGGAAGCAUCUGCGCUGCGACAUACAUAUCUUCGAGUCCUGUAUCCGUUGCUGGCACAUACUCAGCUGCGACUUCCACCACACUAUAAGCGGGAUGAGCUCAGGAAAUUGCUCAGCAUCCUCGUUAGGGGACAAGUCUCUUAUGGAAAUGAGACCGAAAGGGAGAAGAUCCCCCACUUCGAAGAGGUUGAUGAGACUACCCGGCGACUCGUUGCUCGGUGUGCGACAGUAGAGUGGCUCCGGAAUGUUAAGCAGCCCGACAUCAGUACUUCUGCGCAAGAGACUCCCACUCAGUUGGUCACGACUACGAUUGACACAGUCCUCGACGAGACGGUCCAGCGAGACUCACCUAUUGAGAUGGAACCAAUCUAUGUGACCCGUACACUCUCACACACCAGCACGAUCCCUGAUUCACCCGGCACAGCAUCGCCAACAAGGAUGGACUCCUUAGACUCGCGUGGCUCGUCCGAAGCACCCGAGUCGCGGCGAAAAUUCAGCGCCGUCCAAAGGCUAGGCAUGCACCUCGAGCCCGCAUCCGCAUCCUCACUCAGCGUGGAAGCUGUUGCCGCGCAACACGAGAAACCCGGCGUCAUCACACCUAGCCGCAAAGACGGCCGCACGAUUGACCUCCUCGCCGAAGCACCUAGCAUCCGCCCACCAAAGAUCAAGCCCGAGCCACCCAAAUCCCGGCGUUGGCGCGGCCGUCGCCUCGCUGUCGAUGAAGAUGACCAAUAUUCACCCGGCACCAGCAGUGACCGCAACACGAUUCCCGAAGGCGUCGAAGUCAGCCCGGGAUCAACACACACCGCACCCAUCACGUCAACGCUUACAAUACCCUCCCCUGUCACGACGGCCGGCAUCACCACAGACCGGCGUAGCUCCGCAACAAUCCCCCACCUCGUACCCCCAGUGCCACUGCACGCGCGCCGCACCGCCUCAAACCCACCUCCGGUCGUCCCCCCACCCCGCCGCUCGACCCAAACAACCCCCUCAACCAGCCACCACCGUCCCUCACCACCCCCAACAGCCUCCAGCCCAGGCCCAGGCACCAGCAAGCACGGACAGAAACCAUUGCCACCGAAAACCCGGCGCUGGGGCCGCGGCAAGGCGCAGGCGCAUGGGCAAACGGACUCUGUCGAGAGCGGGGCCAGCACCGGCUCACAGCCAAAGGAGAGCGAGACGGAGGCUGUGGCGAUGGCUGUCAGCAACGUGCCAGCAGUGCAGACGCCGUGUGAGCAUGCUGGGGCGCUCUCUGAUCCAUUUUCGCCGACGAGCCCAACUAGUCCGACGCUGCUUGUUUCGCCUGAGGUGGGGACGGGGGGUGCGCAGCCGGUUAGUGUGGAGGAAGCGGUGCAGAACGUUUCGUUGCAUUAG